Aspergillus uvarum CBS 121591 is the source of this 951-nucleotide messenger RNA. RefSeq lists its product as uncharacterized. The record is from RefSeq and is a predicted model, not a curated record. The transcript is spliced from 3 exons. Bases 1 to 951 code for a protein of 316 amino acids. Lineage: Eukaryota; Fungi; Ascomycota; Eurotiomycetes; Eurotiales; Aspergillaceae.
AUGCCUCCCCGCGACCAACUCGCCGACCAUCUCACCGACCGCCUCGCCGCCGUCCCCGAACAGUACCGAGACGUCUUCACCCGCCUGGUCUCCUCCGCCUUCCACCCGGAGCUGAACGAGAACCGGUCGUCGCGCGGUCCGCCUUUCGUCAACAAGAACUGCGAUGAGGUCCGCCGGGAGAUUCGGGACUUUCUCGGCGCGCAGCAGAUGACGCCCGGCCAGUUUCAGCGGCUGAUUGGCGUGUCGGCGAAGUCGUAUCGGGAUUUUGUGGGCCAGGCUGGCCUGGAGAAGGGGGCGAGGUCGGUGACGUUUCAGGGGCAGCAGGAGCAGCAGGUUUUGGGGGAUGGUACGGGGAAUUCUACUGCGGGUACGGGUAUGGGUACGGGUAUGGCCGUGGCUAUGGCCACGGUUACGCAGAAGAGGGCGAGGACGGCUACGGCGGCUACGGUGGGGAAGGGUAGAGGUAGCGGCCGUGCAGCUGAUGGAAACUUGGAGUAUGAUGUUUCUGGUAUUGAAUUGGAGGAUGAGGAGGACGAUGAGCUUGAGGUGCCCGUGUUUGAGACCUGUGAUCGGGUUAGAGACAUGAUCCGGAAGCAUGUCGAGAGGCCCGGUGUCACCAAGGCCGGGUUCCUGAGAGAUGCGGCCAAGGCGGCUUUCCCUGGGGGCGAGAAGACGAUCAACUCCGAUUUGCUGCACGUGUUCCUCAAGCAAGAGGGUGCCCUCGUGGGCAACACGGCCCUAGUAUUCUAUGCGGCAUAUGUCCUCUUCGAGAAGUUGAGGAUCAAGAAUGGGGAGCCGAAGGAUGGGUUUCGCCUGACCAUGGAGGGCAUCUGGCCUUAUGGGAGCGAGCGAGAGAAGCCGGUCAACGGACCCUGGAUCGUUCGGACCGGAAGCCAGCCAUAUAUCAACGAGUUUGGGCAAGUUCGGAUCAUGCGGCACUGUUAUCCAUAG